AUGUCCUCGACUCUCAGCUCCCCAUCGCCGAACAACAGCAACCUUUUCACGGCGAGCUACGAGAGGACGGACCUCACCGAGGCGCAAAGACAGAUGAGCCUGCUUCUGUUCGGCUUGUGCGUCGCCAUCGCCGCUCUUACCUUCUUAGGAAGUGUUUAUUCUCUCUUCUUUUUCAUUCGGAUGAGGUGGAAAACCAUCCUGUGGCUCAUCGUGGCUUCAAUGUCCGUGGACGACCUGCUCAGCGUGAUACCUCUCUCCCUCUUCAUGCUCCUCCAGUGGGAGAGAGAUGGAGAGGGAGGGUCGGUGACCAUAUGCACGUUAUCGGGACUUCUCUAUGUGUUCCAAGGACUCUCCAGCAAUAUGAAGGCUUGCCUUAUCGCAGCCUAUACCUUUUACGUUACCAAGCGAGAAGGAAGCCCUCGGCCGUUAAGGGUGAUGUUGGCGAUAGCAGGGGUGUGGGUAGUCAGCCUGGCCGUCAGUGUACUACCCCUGUGCGGCUGGGGGACUUUCACUCGGCUCUCUCUCGGCUGCUUCCCGGAGAGACGAGGCUUUUACCUUCUGAUCCUUUUCUCUUUGUACUCCGUGUGUUUCUGCGGAUUGGUGAUCUUCUUCGUUCCUCUCACCUACCAGCUUCUGUGUUCCAGAGAGCCACAGGGGACGUUAUACCCGAGCUACUUGGAUAUAGCCAGGGAUCUAAGAGGGGACGGGUCUGCGCCUCUCUGCGAACUCCCGUCCUUCUCUCGGGAUAGCUUGGACAGAAGUUUCAGUACCUACAACGAGCUGAGUCCGGGUGGGUUGGGGAAAGGGUUAGGGGUGCGGGACAAAGUGGAAACAUAUACCCGUUCAAACCCUGCCUCUGACGGUGUACUGAGGGAUGGCGGUACCAUCUGUAACUGGGAAUCCCCGGUGUUCUUUGCACAAAAGCGCUUCUCCAUGAUCCUAGCGGUGGUGAGAGUUGUCUUGUGGACGCCUAUGAUGACUCUGGUGCUCGUGCGUCAUGCUGUAAACGCCAGCAGCUCAUACCUGGAGGCGGUGGAAACGGUGAGCUUCUUCCUGACCCUGCUGGCGCCUGCUGUCACGCCGGUGUUCAUACUCUCCGAUCGCUGGAUCCACCUUCCGUGCGGCUGCUUCAUCAACUGCCCGCGGGACACAGAGCAUGAGCCCACCGCAAAGAAGAGGUUUGAAUUUAACCUCUCCUUCCAAAAAGGGUACGGAAUAUACAAGAUAUCGCACGCGACCAAACCCCACCGAAACCCGUCCUUCGAGAAGCAUUCCUAUUACGACUUCUUCAACUGCGACUUCACAGAAAACCAGUUUGCCGUGCUGGACAGCUCCGGGGUCGCGAGCCUGCAGGUCGAGCUGGAGUUCAGGACCCCACGUGCAGUGGACAGUUCCCCACUGCGUGAACAUGGCGAGCUGCUUCUCGAGGUAGUGCCAGGUGGAGGAGAGACCCUGGCGCUGGCAGACUGCCUCCAAUUUCCUCACGAUAACCACAGAGACCAGGUCCUCAACCUCACCGACACGUCGUCAGUGUUCGAGGGAACGGAACGGAGACUGUCGCAUGUAGAGUGCAGAAAAAUGGAGCUGAUGGACUGGGAGUGGUGUAGGAGUAAAUCCGAGAGGACCCCCAGACAGAGAUCUGGGGGAGGUCUGGCCCUCCCUCUGUGUGCCUUCCAGGGCACCGUCUCCCUGCAUGCCCCCACAGGGAAGACCCUCUCCCUCUCCACCUACGAGGUCAGCAGCGAUGGCCUCACCAUCUCCCCCCACGCCACCAAGAAGGUGGAGGUCUACCGCUCAAAGUCUGUAGGCCACGAGCCCAGUGCAGACGACCCCACCACCGGGGGCCCGGCCGGGGGAGUGGGGACCGAGGUGGAGGUGGCAAUGCGGGACACCAAUGUGAAGAUCCACCUGGAGGUGUUGGAGAUCUGUGACAACGAGGAGGCCACGGACAGCGUGUCCAUCAUCUCUAACAUCAGCCAGUCGUCCACCCACGCCCGCUCCCCGUCGCUGCGCUAUUCUCGGAAGGAGAACCGCUUUGUCUCCUGUGACCUGGGGGAGACAGCCUCCUACUCACUGCUCAUCCCCAACAGUGGCAACCCCGAGGUGGACAACAUCAACAUCAACAUCCCUGACACGGUGGAGGCCCACCGGCAGAACAGUCGCAGGCAGAAACAGGAGACGGGAGGCUACCGCGAGGAGAUACAGCUGCUCAACGAAGCCUACAGGAAGCAGGAAGAGGACAGAGAAGACUGAUACACACAGGAAGCAGGAAGUGGACAGAGAAGUCUGAUACAUACACAGGAAGCAGUAAGAGACAGCGAAGACUGAUAAACACACAGGAAGCAGGAAGUGGACAGAUAAGACUGAUAGACACAGGAAGCAGGAAGUGGACAGAGAAGUCUGAUACAUACACAGGAAGCAGGAAGAGACAGAGAAGGCUGAUAAACACACAGGAAGCAGGAAGUGGACAGAGAAGUCUGAUACACACAGGAAGACAAUGAGUGGACAUAGAAUACCGAUGAGCACACAAAGGAUGGACAGACUGGGAAUGCAUAACUAUAUAUUUUAAGUAUGUAUUUUGACUAAACAUUAGCUGCCACUGCCUAAGACUGCUGGGACACUUAUCCUGUGUCCAUUCUGUGAUCUAGAGGUCCAUUAUGUAUAGAUGUGAUGAGGUGAGGUGGAGAGAAGUGGAUGCAGGAAUAAGGGAUGAGAUGAGGUGGAGAGAAGGUGAUGCUGCAGGACUAAGGGAUGAGAUGGAGAGAAGGUGAUGCUGCAGGACUAAGGGAUGAGAUUUAGAGAAGGUGAUGCUGCAGGACUAAGGGAUGAGGUGGAGAGAAGGUGAUGCUGCAGGACUAAGGGAUGAGAUGGAGAGAAGGUGAUGCUGCAGGACUAAGGGAUGAGGUGAGGUAUAGAGAAGGUAAAGCUGCAGGACUAAGGGAUGAGAUGGAGAGAAGGUGAUGCUGCAGGACUAAGGGAUGAGAUUUAGAGAAGGUGAUGCUGCAGGACUAAGGGAUGAGGUGGAGAGAAGGUGAUGCUGCAGGACUAAGGGAUGAGAUUUAGAGAAGGUGAUGCUGCAGGACUAAGGGAUGAGGUGGAGAGAAGGUGAUGCUGCAGGACUAAAGGUUAGCAGCACAAUAAAAGAGUGAAGACUGAAAGGGAGUGCAGAGAGAAAGGAUGGAGAGAAGAUUACCCAUGUUAGUAUUCCUUCCAGGGUCUCCAACAUAUGGCUGCCAAUGGGUAUGGCCCUCACCAAUAAGUAAACAUGGAGACUACCAGCCCCUGUGUCUGAGUCAUCCCACUGUGUGUGUGUUACAUACAGAUCAGUGUGUCUGUACUCGUAAUAUAAUCUGCUGAAAGCCUGGACUCAGAAUAGAUCAUUUACCAUACUGUUCAUUCUGCUGCUGUGAGACAAAACUAUCAUUUUAUGUAAAUCAGUCUGAAGAGAGAAAUAGAAGAUGCGAGAGAGAGAGAGAGGUAGAGAGAGAGGUAAGAGAGAGAGAGA
This is a messenger RNA of Oncorhynchus kisutch (coho salmon), 3505 nucleotides long. Its product is annotated as probable G-protein coupled receptor 149. The transcript is spliced from 4 exons. Gene Ontology annotation, cellular component: neuron projection; plasma membrane. Gene Ontology annotation, biological process: neuropeptide signaling pathway. The coding region runs from base 1 to 2253 and encodes 750 amino acids. Gene Ontology annotation, molecular function: G protein-coupled receptor activity; neuropeptide binding. Lineage: Eukaryota; Metazoa; Chordata; Actinopteri; Salmoniformes; Salmonidae. The record is from RefSeq and is a predicted model, not a curated record.